AUGAAGCUCGAUGCCGAGUCCAGCAAGGAGGGCGACAACGCCACAGGAACACAACCUGUGCAAUCCACAACGGUGCACACGCUCCUCGGGCGCAUAAAGGCAUGCCAGAUGGCGGCGAGAGUGGAGGCGACGAUAUACCGGGAGACGGAGCUGAGCAUCAUGCGUGAGAUAUCGGUGGUCAGGUCGGAGGUGCGGUUCAUGAUCCGCACCAAGAACGAGCGGGACCUCAAGAACUGCACCGAUCGGCGUUGCGGAACCAUUGGCGAUACCUACACCGCAGAACAGUUCCGCCAGAUCAUGUUCAGGGUGCUGCCGACGUGGGCGGCUAAGGCUUGGAACCCGCGGGGUACGGGCCCGUCGCAGACGCUGUGGCGGUUUCUGCUGUUGAAGGUGCUCACGCUACUCUCCCACCAUUCUCUCCUGCGCGGGGCAAGCAUCCGCGAGAUCACGCUCCCCGACAUAUUCUUGUACCGACUGGCGAGCACCUCGUCGGUGAACCCGGAGAACCAGCCGGUCGUCAUGUUUCACGGCGUCCGCCUCAUUCCGCCGGUGGACACCAGCACACGCGCGAGCUGGUACAAGAAGCACCUCUUCUUUACCAAAAACGACACCGACCAAGGGGAGCUCUCCGCGGCAAGCCACCAACGCUGGACGCGGCAGUUGUGGGACAAGAACGGGGUGUUCUGCAAGAGGAACAUGCACGCCGCUCGAGCGGGAGGGGCCCAGGAGCUGGCCAUCGACGGCACGCCGCGCGCCGAGAUCGCGGAGCUAGGUCACUGGGCGCUCGACAAGAUGACGAUCGCCGAGCCAGGGUUCAUCGACCGCCACACCCUCCUCGCCGGCGCGACGCAGGGUGCACUCAACAAGAGGGUGCGCCGCAUGCUGAAGGUCAUCGAUGCGGUGCGCCAGCUACGCGCGAGCGACGGCGAAGCCGACAGCGAGGCCGUGGUCGACACACUGCACAGGAUCGCGGCAUCGGGCAUCGGGACCUUCGCCGAUGCCCUCACGGUGCUCAAACCGGGAACGGCACCGAUGUUGUCCAAAGAGGCUGGCAUGGGAGUCAAGGGGCUGGGCCCCAAGGUGGUCUCGAAGCUACGCCUCGCCUGUGUGCUUGUGGCGCUCAACCUGAAGCAGAGUGAUUGGGUCGAAACCCUGUUUCCAAACACGUGGGAGGAGCAGAUGCCGAAGACCAAGGCCGACCUGGCGAAGCCGACGGCACCGGCCAAGUCGACAGCACCGGCCAAGCCGACCGCUCCGGUGCACCGUCCUCCGACCAAGCGGAAGAAGUCGGCAUGA
Molecule: messenger RNA, 1296 nt
Organism: Closterium sp. NIES-65
Lineage: Eukaryota; Viridiplantae; Streptophyta; Zygnematophyceae; Desmidiales; Closteriaceae
Source: the annotation of a GenBank genome assembly